Messenger RNA from Pocillopora meandrina, 1674 nucleotides. The record is from the annotation of a GenBank genome assembly. Lineage: Eukaryota; Metazoa; Cnidaria; Anthozoa; Scleractinia; Pocilloporidae.
CCGAUAGCUGAUAACUAAGACAGUUUGUUAAAGUAGUUUAUUCUUGCGGAUACCAUUUGGCCUCUCCUUCUCGGUUCACAGGUGAGUUCGUUCAUAGAACAGAUUCGUGAACCUCUCGUUUACUUGUUUUUUUGUUUUGUUUUUGAUUUUUUUUAUUUCCAGGUCUACCCACCGCCCCUUGAUUAACGGUGACCCUAAUAUUCUUCAACCUGGGGGGUCGAUCGAUCCAUCACACAAAAUAUUGAAUAUAAUUAAUUACCGUACGAUUGGUAAGAAUCUGUUGGGCGAUUUUUAUGGCUCAGGGGAAACUUUGAUCCAUUUUAAAAAACAUGACAAAACUCUCGCGCAUUUACGAGCGCUAGUGAAGCAGAUUGCAAACAGAUGCAGUCGUUCACAGUUGUUUGAAAGAUAAUAAAGAAGGCGAGACAUUGAUUGUUCAAACUUCUUUAGGUUAAUUUAAAACAAGGGGUUGGGGUGUGUUUUAUUUUAACUUCAACUUUUGCCGCAAUCAUUCAGAAUUAAAGAACUGAUUAAUUUUUUACGAACGAAAUGACGUUCGAAAAUGAAAAACAAUAAAAGGGAUGUGAAUAAUAAGCAUAAAGAUAAGUAUUAGAGAACAUGACCUGUGAUCACAGUAUCAGAUGUAUGAGUUAUGUUUUGAAAUGAAGGUUAUUCAUGUUCAAACAAAGUCUGUCUUUUUGUUUUAUUUUCUGAAAAUUGGAACGCAAAAAGUUUUGGAUCUUUAACUAAAACCUUUUCGUUUUUUAACAGGAAAACAGCAAAAUCCGCCUGAAGCACUUUGAUAAAAUGGUUAGUUCUGUAAACUAACUGGCAUCCUGGAUGGAAACCUUACCUUUGAUAUUCUUGCAAACGAAAAAACAAGACCGUUUUUGCGACAAAUCGAAGUCGCUUCUCAGCAACCUUGCCCGUUGUUGUUUUGUUCUUCUUCUCCUGUGGCUGAUUAUAGGGACGGUUCUUUACUUCCUGCGUGCCUACGAUUGCUGUUUAAGGGAUCGACACGCAACAUUUAGUUGCUCAAAUUUUACAAAAAUUCCUCACUCUAAAGAACUUGAACUGACAUGGCUGGUCUCCCAGGACAUAAGCAUUGGCUUGACAGCAUUUGCCCUGAGAAAAGUGCCUGAAUUUAUGGGAUUUCGCGCAAUAUUGAAGAAAGCCGUCCGAAUGCCAGCAUUUUGGAGUCUGAUGGCAUUGCAUGCAAUGCAGAUCGUGGGAUUUACAAUAAUUAUGUAUUUUAACAAAUUAACUCAUAUACAAGUAUGUCUCGUAGCUGCGUUUUGCAUGCACGGAUUAGCACUCCUUGCAAUCCUUUUCGUGCUAAAUUUUACGCCGAUAAAUCGAAUUAGACGAAGGCGUAACUACUUUGUUUUUAUACUCCUCAAAUUCACGUUACUGGUAUUUUUCGUGCAAACUUCUACAAUCUUUGUAGUUGGAUCCCUUCAGUUUACUUUUAAAGUCACUGGUUUAGAUGAGGUGGGACGAUCAGCUAAUUUCGUGACGAUUUUUCGAAAACUUCGAGAAUUUCCACAAGUUAUUUUCUUCUACAGGACAGCAACUUUCUUCUGGCACAAGUUCUUUUUGGAUAGUAGAAAUAUACUCAGCCAUUUUCAAAUGCUGAAGUCAAGGAAUGAUAUUUCGAAUAGAUUUCAUGAAUAA